Messenger RNA from Aethina tumida (small hive beetle), 2364 nucleotides. RefSeq names its product cAMP and cAMP-inhibited cGMP 3',5'-cyclic phosphodiesterase 10A-like. Gene Ontology annotation, molecular function: protein binding; 3',5'-cGMP-stimulated cyclic-nucleotide phosphodiesterase activity. NCBI's taxonomy places the organism in Eukaryota, Metazoa, Arthropoda, Insecta, Coleoptera, Nitidulidae. Bases 38 to 2251 code for a protein of 737 amino acids. The transcript has 8 exons. The record is from RefSeq and is a predicted model, not a curated record. Gene Ontology annotation, biological process: signal transduction; negative regulation of receptor guanylyl cyclase signaling pathway.
UGACGUCUAACCUAUAAACUGACAAACCGUCGCCGACAUGGAUCCCGGGCUCUGUCGCAAGGUGGUGCAGCCCUACAUAAAAGUGGUGAGGGCCCAAGAUGUGAUGCAGCAAGUGAUGGCCGAGAUGCUUAAGGGGUCGUUCUCGGUGAGCGAGAAACCCGAAGACAUGUACAACUACCUGAGGACCUUCGCCACCGACUCGCCCAGCAUCGCCUUCGUCCUGCGGAAGACCGCCGACGUGUUACGUGCCACCACCGACUGUUACGAGGUGAACAUUUGGCUGGUGGAGGGCCGGUUCGUGUCUAUGCUCAAGGAGGACCAAUGUCCGAGAAUCAGGCACAGGAUCAAACCGGGCCAGAUACUGUCGAGUCACGUGGCCGACUCCAAGACCCACCUCUUCAUCAACAACUGGCCCGACUUCAAGCAAAACAUCAACCUCAGCUUUGGUUACAGGACGGCCACGGACAUACAAAGCGUCAUUUGCAUACCGGUCAUCACCCCCGAGGAAGACGUGGUCGCCACAAUCGAAAUGAUCAAGAUCGGAGGCCAAGACACGUUCCGUGACGUGGACUUGAAGAUAAGUCUGAUUAUAGCCGGGUGGAUUGGGGCCGCCAUACAACAGAACCGUGACCGCAUAGUGUUGCAGGAACAACACAAAAUCAACAACAUGAUCCUUAAUAAGGUGAAGAAGUUUUUCACAGCCGCCCUGACAGUCGAUGACGUACUGGUGGCGGUCAUGAAGAUCACGCGGGAAGUAACCAAAGCCAAAAAGUCAACCCUGUACCUCACCGAUCCGAAUAGCGAGGACUUGAAGGCAACGGUGAUGGUGGACGGAAUAGACGACAGCGAAAAUCUGUACAGGAAGUGCGUGAUGGUGAAACUAAAGGACUUCAAGACCGUUGCUGGGUCGGUCGCACGUCGCAGGAGGAGCGUCUUGCUCAAAAACCUCACCAAAGACCGGCGGUUUAACAAGAUAGACGAAGACCCGAAAUGCAGGCGCAAAACUAUAAUGGGGGUACCCAUCAAAAGUGGCCGCAAAAUGUUCGGUGUCUUAGAGUUGGAGAACAAGACGGACGACACAAACUUUUCGGAGUCCGACGAACUGUUCGUCAGGAACAUUUGGCGGUACUGCUCCCUGAUACUUAACUUCAACGGCAUACGUGGCGAGUACCCGAAACAAUUGAACUCGAUCAACGUGAACAAGAUAAUGUUGCACAGGAUGCUGAAACCGUGCCCUCAUCAACAGACUGGUAUUUUUAUUGAAGAAAAUCUGGAACUGCCCACCGGUUUCAACACGUUUGCCUGGUACAUCCCCAUGAACGACAAAGAAAAAAUGGUACCGUACGCGUACACCAUGAUAGAAAGUGUCAUAGGUAAGCCGAGAGUCAUCAGCGACGCCCUUCAAAAGUUCGUACUGACGGUCGAAAAGCUGUAUCGGGACAACGCCUACCAUAACUUUGAACACGCCUUCAACGUCACCCACUGCGUCCAUUGCAUCUUAAGGAAAAACCACGUGGUACCGUUCAAUCACAUAGAAAAGUACGCCCUCAUUGUGUCGGCAAUUUGUCAUGAUUUAGACCACCUGGGCGUGACCAACAGCUUUUUGAUACUGACGGAGCAUCCCUUGUAUUUCUUGUACGCGACCAGUUGCUUGGAGUACUACCAUUGUUUGGUUACCUCUCUUAUUAUGGAGGAGAACGAGUUCAUCUACGACUUCAGCGAGGACGAAUACAAGUUGUUUCAAAAGGAGAUCAAACAGAACAUUUUGGCCACGGACAUCGCCAACCAUUUCAAACUUAGAUACAGGGCUAACACCAUUUUCGGUGGUGAUGGUUUCUUCGACGGAGAGGUCUCGGAGCAUCGGAAAUUUGCCAAGAGUAUGAUGAUGACGUGCGGCGACUUGUCGGGAGUUUGCAAACCGUUCCCGAUAGUCGUGGCCAACGUUGCCAACGUGUACAUCGAGUUUUACGGCCAAGGUGAUCUGGAAAGGGAAAGGGGGUACGUCCCUUUACCCUUAAUGGAUAGGACCAAGAGCGACAACAUACCGACUGAGCAGAAGGAGUUCAUGAACCUGCUCGUGAUCCCUUGCACAGCUAUCAUCAAGAUUAUAUUUCCCAACUGUCAGGAGAUUCACGAUUUGGCUCUUCAGGUCAGGGACAUUUGGGAGGAGAUUGGGCUGCACAACAAGGACUGGAGGACUUACGUACCUCCCAAGCCACACAAAAUUAAGAAGAAGAGCAUCAACAAAUAACUUUACACUUUUACACUUGUUUUUACUUAUACAAAUUAUUUAUAAAUUUAUUAGUUGUGUAUUUACUCAUUGGAACAGAUGAAUAAAUGUAAAUUUUUACGUCCCCAGCCAAA